Liolophura sinensis is the source of this 2156-nucleotide messenger RNA. Its product is annotated as insulin-like growth factor-binding protein complex acid labile subunit. NCBI's taxonomy places the organism in Eukaryota, Metazoa, Mollusca, Polyplacophora, Chitonida, Chitonidae. The coding region runs from base 166 to 1824 and encodes 552 amino acids. Gene Ontology annotation, molecular function: protein binding. The record is from RefSeq and is a predicted model, not a curated record. The transcript has 2 exons.
CAAUUUAACCCCGUACUCCAUCCUCCACGAAGCUUCCAAAACCGUGUACCAUGUACCACAAAGCUUCACCGUGAAAGAGCCAGCGUACAGCAAGCUCGUGAGGGCGAUGCGUUCCUCUAGUACCCAGGAUCUAAGUAAGUGGAAUCGAGGAAACGGAGAAAAACCAUGGAUCUACGUAUCACCUUUGUUCUGCUAACUCUCGUGUAUUCUGUUCGUGGCACCAGGCCAAGCAACAUCUGUCCCCAGUCCACGCCUUGUGUGUGUAAAAACGACGGACUUUUGGCGUCCGAGACAGAAGUGGAUUGCCAGUUGAGGAAACUGAACGGUGUACCAACAUUUGAAGGCAUCGGUAAAGCUCGGAAAAUCAAUUUGUCCAGGAACAAGCUCACAAAACUGGACGCAAACACCUUUGCGGGGAUAACCACUCCUCAAAUUGAUCUGUCCGGUAACAUGAUAUCCACGACGGACGAGUUAGCCUUUGCAGGACUCGAAAACUCUUUGGAAACUCUAAUUUUAAAAUCGAACAAGUUCUCCACCAUUCCAACACAGAGUUUAAAACGUCUCGGUAAGUUGAAGGUACUGAAUUUCGACAACAACCCGGGUCUGGUGGCCAUCAACGGGUCGGACUUCCAGGGACUUUCGCAGCUGGAGACGCUGUCGCUCAAAAAAUGCUCUAUUGCAUGCCUGCACGAAGGAAGUUUCGUUGGACUGGACAACCUUAGGGAACUCGUCCUUUACAAUAAUGACUUGAAGGAAAUUUCUUCCACCUUGUUUCUACCUCUAACAAGCUUGCAGGAAUUAGAUCUAGGGUUUAACCUGGACCUGGAUCACAUGCCAGCACGCGCGUUCCGCCAUAUUACCAGCCUGAGUUUGAGCAUGAACAACUUCUCGUCAGAUGACAGUUUCGACCCGGCGGCGUUUGCGGACGUCAGUGACAGCCUGGAACUUUUGAAGCUUGAUCACUGCCGGAUGAAAGCCGUGCCUAGCAGAGCACUCAAACAGCUGACAUCACUUAAACAGUUAAAUUUGAACGGGAAUCAAAUCCGGAGGAUCGAGGCUGAAGACCUUUCCGGGUUGUCCAGUUUGGAACAUCUCACGUUGGACGACAACCGCCACCUGCAUCUGGCGCUCCACGGCCUCUCUAAAGUCGCCGGAACUCUCAAGUACCUGAGCAUGCGCGAUAUGAACCUCAAAGCAAUCCCGCUUGAACCUUUACAGGAUCUGCUCGCUUUGGAGUGGCUAGAUGUGUCCGAAAAUAGCUUCGAAUCGUUAGGUCCGGGUGCUUUGGAAGGAAUUUGUGCGACACGAUUCGAGAUCACUCAUUCUCACCUUCAAAGAAUCUCGAAAGAAGCGUUCAGGAACACCCCCAACAACCUUCGCCUGAAUCUAAAGGGGAACGUCAUCGAUAGCAUGGAGUUUCUCGAACAGCCUUGUAAAUUUGAGGAAGCUGAUGUGGAUGCCAUUUGUGACUGCGCGCUUUAUAAGCUCCUAAAGACGAGAAAGAUUCAACUCAAAGGGAAAUGUCGUCUGCCCCGAGAUCUCGAAGGAAUCACGGUCGAUAGCAAGGCUUACAAGCUCAUUAGUCGAGAGAGGUGUGAAAGGAAUUCGACCAACUUUUGGUCUGAUCACACGCCCAACUGCCCACUAUUCGACCCUUCAGAGACAGGAGAGCUCUCCCCAGCCAGAUGUUCGACGGUGUCUCGUGACGAUGCUGGGGAGACGGGUUUGAAUUCAAGUGUAAAUGUUGCACUGGCUUCCACUUCAUUAACUGGUUUUCUUAACAUGUUUGGCUUCGUAAUUUAUCGCAAUCUGUGCUUAAUCUAACUGCCUACAUACCUGCCAAAUGCUUUUAUAUUUAGUUUUAGAUAGGUUUAUCCUGAAGACAUUCCAGGAAAGAUUACCUGAACAUUUUAUUAUGCAUGCAUCCAUGAGCCUUGGUUUUGUCCUUCAGGUGAACUGUUCCAGAAGAACAAAUGUUCAAACAUUUAUAAAAUAUCAAAUGAUUGUGAGUGUGUGUGGACAUAACAUUAUCAUUGUCUUAUAUUUUCAAACUUAUUAAAACUGUAAAUGAUCUGAAUGAUGAUGGUAAAAAACUGCCAAGUUUUGUUUGGCUUAAUUUCUCUAAAUAAUACCUAAUCUUUUUUUUUCUUGUAUUC